Molecule: messenger RNA, 1647 nt
Organism: Drosophila rhopaloa
Lineage: Eukaryota; Metazoa; Arthropoda; Insecta; Diptera; Drosophilidae
Exons: 5
Coding region: 173-1012 (279 amino acids)
Source: RefSeq, a predicted model, not a curated record
UUUAUAUGCGCAUUGUUUGCUUAAACACAAAGAGACGCCCACACGCGGUGUGUUGGGUGGUGCAGGAGAUAAGUGGAGGACGCUGGUGGAGAAGCAUCCACGUUGACAGCGACCCGCGCAUUAAUCCCGAAUACAUCCGGAGAGGCUCUAUAUAAAAAAAAAAAAAACAGACAUGAAGCCCGACAUCCUAGCGCUCUGCAUCCUGGCAACCACGAUCCUGGGAAGCGGUACUUGUCACGUCGCCGGCUUCCUUACUUCCCAGUCCACCACAAACGAAGGAGGAGCAGGUGAAGGAAAAGUGGGUGACUAUCAGGGCGUUGCAUCUGGAACGCAGCGCCUGCAUCUGCCCAUCUUCGGGGGCGAAGGACCCGUUCGCCAAGGACCCUCUUCGUCGGACGUCCAGGAGGCACAGGAGCGAGCUGUUUACGAUCCCGGCGAUGAAUUACUACGCGCCCAGGAACUCGGAUUGGCACUGGCUCCAUCGAAUCCCGAAUACACCGAAGCCGUUUACAACGAACUCGAGCUGGCCAACAAGUUCGAGGUGCUCAAGAAAAUGGAGGAGGAUUUACGGGCCGAGCAGGAACUGGUGGACAAAUCCGCUUUGCUCAUGAAAAUGCUAGAGGAUCCCUCUCUCGAAACUUUACCCCUGGUCUACGUUGAGGAGGAAGAGCCGGAGGCGGUGAUUCCAUCCGCCGGAGUCGAGGACUACGCCGACUUGGAGAACGCCGUUCAGGAUUUGGUUUUGGGCCAGAGUAAGCCCAAGCGUUCGCGCUAUUAUCGCAGGUAUCCGUGGAAGCGUCACAACAAGAAUCGCGGUUCUUACAUGAAUUCUAUCAACAGCAACUAUGAACCGGAAUUACGAUAUGCCUGCACACCUAGUAAGGAGGAUAUAUUUAAGUUGCUGGUCAAUCUGCACGAGAAUCGCAAGGGCAAUCACAGCAAGACGGUUAAUUUCUGCAAUCGCAAGCGUCCGGCCAAGGCGGUCUUCACCAAUAUAAGAUUCCUGGGCUAAGGCGAUGGAUGUAUGCAGGCAGUACACUUAACCCCCCCCAAUCACACCGACAGGACACUGACAGACACAUAUGUAUACCAAGCAUCAAUUGUACAUUGCUGACAAAGUCGAGCGCCAAACUGGAGAACAACAAGCACUUGCAAUUAGCCAAACUAAACUAUCUAGCUACCCAACUAAACGAACUAAACUAAAAAUACUUAGUUAUCUUUUGGGGAUAAAGCCCCUUGUGAGGCAAUUAAAACGCAGCCCGUGCCCCAGCCCUAAAUCUAAUUGUAGACAAUUAAAACUUUUAUAGCUCUCAAUGUGUUGUAUAUACUAACUAAAUAAACGAAGUUCCAGUAGCUCUCUUUGUUAAUAUUUUUUGCGGUUGUUGCGUAUGCUAAUCCAAACAAUUGCAAAACGUUGCCAUAUCAUUUAAAAGUCUCGUAACGUCUCUCGGUCCAUGAAGCUAGUACUAUUAAAUAAUAAAUGGAACCACCUAACUUAAUGCUAUAUCAAUGUGUACAUAUAUACGAAAAUAUUUUAAUAUUCUUAAACAUAAAAUAUUAUAAAUGUGUACUUAUUAUCUACUUAUUAAAAACACUAUCUCUAAUGUAUAGUCGAUAAAUAUAUAUAUAUAUAUAUUUCGAAUAAAC